This is a messenger RNA of Lactuca virosa, 1650 nucleotides long. NCBI's taxonomy places the organism in Eukaryota, Viridiplantae, Streptophyta, Magnoliopsida, Asterales, Asteraceae. The record is from the annotation of a GenBank genome assembly.
CAAACCCUUCGCCAUCGAUCAAAACCUCUGGGUUCAUAUUCACAUAUAAAUAAUGUCAUCCGCCAUUUUCACUCUUUCAGACUUCCUAAAUCUCCAAAUUCAUGUCCGAUCAGCUCUCCAAACAAACCUCAAUCUUCGGACUUCACUUAUGGAUCGUACUCGGUGUCUCCGCCGGCACCGCCGUCGUCCUUCUUCUCUUCCUCCUAUCCCUCUGGUUCACCAACAGAUCCAAAACCAAAGCAAUCCCAAUAAACCCCCAAAAAAUCACCUCCGAUCCAAAUUCAAUUCCACCCGUAAACCCCUUUCAGGAAACCCAAAGGUUAUCCGGUAUAGAAAAACAAGCAUUGCUAUUAAAACAAGACGAAGAUUACGGACAUACAGCGCACCCCAGGAUUCAAAUCGAAAUGGGGAAGGGACACCCACAUAGGGUUUUGUACCCCGAGAGAUUUGGGGCUGUGUCGCCGGUUACCGGCGAACAUCCGGCGUCUGUAGGUCCGGAGGUUUCGCAUUUGGGAUGGGGGCAUUGGUAUACACUGAGAGAGCUUGAAUCAGCUACUGAUGGAUUUGCAGCUGAGAAUGUGAUUGGUCAAGGUGGUUACGGCAUUGUUUACCAUGGUGUUCUUGCUGAUAAAUCUCAAAUCGCUAUCAAGAAUUUGCUCAAUAAUCGAGGACAAGCUGAGAAGGAAUUCGAAGUUGAAGUUGAAGCAAUUGGUAGAGUUAGGCAUAAAAAUUUGUUGAGAUUAUUAGGUUAUUGCGCAGAAGGGGCACAUAGGAUUCUUGUUUACGAGUAUGUAAAUAACGGGAACUUAGAGCAAUGGAUUCAUGGCGAUGUGGGAUCUUGCAGUCCUCUCACUUGGGAAAUUCGUAUGAAAAUCAUAAUCGGAACAGCAAAAGCGUUAACUUAUCUUCAUGAGGGGCUAGAACCGAAGGUAGUUCAUCGCGAUAUAAAAUCAAGUAACAUCUUACUUGAUAAAUCAUGGAAUCCGAAGGUUUCAGAUUUUGGAUUAGCGAAGCUUCUUGGUGCAGAUAGGAGCUACAUUACCACACGUGUCAUGGGCACAUUAGGAUAUGUUGCGCCAGAAUAUGCGAGUACAGGAAUGGUGAAUGAGAAAAGUGAUGUUUAUGGUUUUGGGAUUUUGUUCAUGGAGUUGAUUUCGGCGAGAUAUCCUGUUGAAUAUAAACGACCACAAGAAGAGGUACACUUGGUUGAGUGGGUCAAGAAAAUGGUCAACGAGAGGUGCCCCGAAAAAGUUUUGGAUCCUAAAAUGACCGAAACGCCCUCUUUACGUGUCCUAAAACGGACUUUGGCGGUGGCUUUACGUUGUGUUGAUCAAAAUUCCGAAAAGAGGCCAAAAAUAGGGCAUGUAGUACACAUGCUUGAGUCCCAAGGGGAAUCACUCAUCAAUGAAAGUGUAGGCUUGCGGGUUGCAUCUCAUAGUAGUCCGAACAAUGGUUUAAACGAGAAGGAAACGACUCGGUUAAAUGGCUAAUUUAUAUCAUAUGAUAUCAUUUGAAGUAGAUCAUUUUUGUAGAUUUUAGAUUUUAGAUUUAGUUGAUGUGAUUCUAUAUUAUUAUUGUUGGAGUUAUAUACUCGAAUGAGAGAGAUGAUGACUCAUGGAAGUUGUAUGUUGAAUAUGAUUCGUUUAAAUA